UUUGUCAUCUGCACAAUGCCUCAGAGAGCGGGUCCAUAUGGAAUAUUUGCUGGUAGGGAUGCCUCCAGAGGACUGGCGACAUUUUGCCUAGAUAAAGAUGCACUUAAAGAUGAAUAUGAUGAUCUGUCAGAUUUGAAUGCUGUACAAAUGGAAAGUGUCCGAGAAUGGGAAAUGCAGUUUAAAGAAAAAUAUGAUUAUGUAGGCAGACUGCUAAAACCAGGAGAAGAACCUUCAGAAUAUACAGAUGAAGAAGAUACCAAGGAUCACAAUAAACAGGAUUGAACUUUGUAAACAACUAAAGUCAGGGGCCUUCAGAACUGCGAUUCUUACUCCCUUUCACAGAAUGUCCAGCGUCUUUGGGUUUGGUUCACAUGCUGCAAAAAAACAUUCAACAGAUUGUGUACAAGCUAAAUGAAUCUCACUAUGAAGUUUUGAAAACUAGACAUUAUUUAUGCUGCCAAACUCAUUUGUUACAGUUGUUUGUAAUGUCAGUUGGGGCUUCAUCAUCCUGAAAAGGAGAUAGGAAUUAUUUUUUUAUAGAGCAAGAAAGUUACAAGGUUGCUGUUCUUAUUUUUUAAAAAAAUCAAAGACAACCAGAUAUGUAUUUGCUACUUAAGUAUACAAAUCUCAAAAACAACAAGGGAUUCCUAUUUGCUGUGCUGUGCUUUUGUUUUGGUAUUGAGGGAGGGAGGAAACCUGGGCAGGAGAAGGCUGGGUGCAUAUCAAUUUGAGUAGUUUAGGCCAGCGGUCGCCAAUCUUUCGGACCUCAUGGACCACUGGUUGGCGACUGCUGCUCCAAAGAUUUCCUUAAAUCAGCGGUCGCCAACCUUUUGGACCUCACGGACCACCGGUUGGCCGCCGCUGGUUUAGGUUACUGAAACAUGCAAAUGUGAAUUCCCAAACUUUUACUUUUGGGUUUUGUCAGGGAAAAGGGGAAAAAACAAAACACCUUUAUUAGUAGGAAAUCUUUGCAUAUUAGGAGACAGGAUUUCAGGUGGAUUUUAAGUUAAAGUAACCCCAACAGUAAGAUCAUUUGAAACUAGUUUUCAUCCCUUCCCUUUACCUAGAUCAAAUCAAUAUUACUUGUGCCUUAUUUCACUUACAUAGACUUGAAUUAUUUUUAGGGAAAGCCCCUAUGUGAAUUCAGAAGUCACUACAAGCAGCAUUGAGACCGAAGUUGGAAUCUUCUGUUGACUGCAAAACCUUGAUGUCAUUCUGUGUAUAUAGAAUGUAAAAGGAAUAUUCAGUGUUACUGCCAUAUAUGUUAAUAUACACAAACUUAAUUAGCAUUUUAAUGGCCAAAUGCAUUCCCCCAUGCUUUUUUCAAAAAAAUUGAAAACCAAAUCAACAACUCUAUCCCCCAACAGCUCCUUAAUUUUAGGACUCUGACCCUCAUAGCUCACUAGUGUGGGUGCAUGGGGCUUAAGUAUGGAUGUCGUAUGGGUGUGUCUUAAUGUGUGAGAGCGCCUUGGGAGGGACUCUGCAGAUAUGUAAAUACCAGUACUGUUUUAAUAAAGCAUGUAAAAUAAACCAAAAUAA
This is a messenger RNA of Myotis davidii, 1539 nucleotides long. RefSeq names its product progesterone receptor membrane component 2 (gene PGRMC2). Lineage: Eukaryota; Metazoa; Chordata; Mammalia; Chiroptera; Vespertilionidae. Gene Ontology annotation, cellular component: membrane; endomembrane system. The transcript is spliced from 3 exons. Bases 16 to 282 code for a protein of 88 amino acids. The record is from RefSeq and is a predicted model, not a curated record.